ACGUAGCGGAAAUGUCGCAGGUACAAGCUAGGUUCUUCACAGAGAAUAAAAAGUAUACAAUAGAUGAUGUCCCCUUCUCAAUCCCAGCCUCCUCUGAAAUUGUUGAUCUCAGCAACGUCAUUAACAAACUCCUGGAAGCUAAAAAUGAGGUCCACCAACAUGUGGAGUUUGACUUUCUCAUCAAGGGUCAGUUCCUGCGCACAGCUCUGGCUAAACACAUGGAGACUGAGAGCAUGUCAACGGAAGACGUGGUUGAGAUCGAGUAUGUGGAGAAGUACACAGCCCCUCAGCCCGAGCAGUGCAUGAUGCACGAUGACUGGGUCAGUGCUGUAGAGGCUGAUGGAGAAUGGAUUUUGACUGGCUCCUAUGAUAAAACUGCCCGAAUCUGGUCAUCAGAGGGAAAGGCUAUCAUGACUAUCGCUGGGCACACUGAGGUUGUGAAAGAUGUGGCUUGGAUUAAACGAGGCGAGAUUCGUUGUUUUAUUGAUUUUUUUCUUUUAUAAGCAGCAAAAUGCAGGCGUUUGCAAAAUACAUGCAAAAGCCUGUAUGUGCUUCUGCAACGCAAACAAGUGCAUAUGGCUGCCAAAAAUGCAUUAAAUCCCAUUAACUGGUGUUUGAACAUCCUGAGUGGAAUUUACUAUUUGUUCAAGAAGACCCCACUUGUUCACGGUGUAUCGUAUCUGUCAUUACAUUUCCUUAAGCAGUCACUUUGGUGCUGGUAUAUUUUCUGUUGUAAAAAAAUUCCUCUCAACAGUCUAUAAAAUAAUGAAGAUAGUGGGUUUUAAAGUAAUUCAGGCAAGGUAGCAUGCAAUGUCAAGGUGUGCAUUUAUUUCCUAUUUCCCAUUCAUUUGACUUCAUAGCCAUAUUAUGUUAUUGUGGCAGUGUGCCCCACCCCUGUGUGUGUGUUGUUAUUUUGUGUGUGGAGUAUUAAUGUUGGUGUGUAUGUGUUGGUGCAUAGGAUAUAAUGUGUUGUUAUGUAGCACAAGUUAUACACAAUAUAUUUGUAUUUAGA
Molecule: messenger RNA, 1012 nt
Organism: Polyodon spathula (Mississippi paddlefish)
Lineage: Eukaryota; Metazoa; Chordata; Actinopteri; Acipenseriformes; Polyodontidae
Product: ribosome biogenesis protein wdr12-like
Exons: 6
Coding region: 12-503 (163 amino acids)
Biological process (GO): maturation of 5.8S rRNA from tricistronic rRNA transcript (SSU-rRNA, 5.8S rRNA, LSU-rRNA); maturation of LSU-rRNA from tricistronic rRNA transcript (SSU-rRNA, 5.8S rRNA, LSU-rRNA)
Cellular component (GO): preribosome, large subunit precursor; PeBoW complex
Molecular function (GO): protein binding
Source: RefSeq, a predicted model, not a curated record